UCAUGAUGACAUCAUGGCAGUGUGUGUCCCGCGCGGCCCCCAGCGGCCCCCCCGCCCAGCAGGGGCCCCUACAGGUGAACGUUCCUCGCUACCUGCUGCGCGGACAAGGCAAGGACGAGCACUAUGAGUAUGAAGUCAAGAUCUCUGUGGGGGACGAGACAUGGACGGUCUUCAGGAGGUACAGCCGUUUCCGGGAGAUGCAUCGGAGCCUCAGGAUGAAAUACCCGGAGCUCUCUGCUCUGGAGUUCCCUCCGAAGAAACUCUUUGGGAACCGAGAUGAGAGGAUGAUCAACGAGAGACGAGGUCACUUGGAGGCGUAUCUGCGGAGGUUCUUCCAGGUCAUGCUGUGCUCUGCCGGAGGUUCUCCGCUGAGAGGGGGCGACGGCCUCUCCAAGCACGCGGUCGGACAGCUCUCCUCCUUCUUCCGGAAAGGCGUGUUCGACUCCAGCACCCACGGCACCGGCUGACCGUUGCCGUGGGAACCAAGAACAAUUAGAAAGGUCCGGGUUCCGGGGGGAUUUGCGGGUCAGUCCCCCCCACCCAGUAGUUUGUUAUCCAAUCAUUGUGGGGCUUUAGUUCCCAGUCCUUUAUGCUUCAAACAUGUUGGUACUCACAACGCCAUAAUUGAACUGAUGAGUAAUGUUUAAGCGGGUGGUAAUACAACCCACAGUAAUCAAAGAGCUGAUGUCUAACUGCAGGGACAGCACCACCGGUGGUGGACACACAGUACUGCACCAAGCCUUUCUGACUGGCCAGGUGAGGUCCCUUGCGCAGAUCAACGUUGUUCGAUUUUAGCUUCGGUUCUAGCCAAUCGGGUUGAGGGAAUCUUGAUAAUCUUAUGUCAGUAUAAAUGUUUCUUCUUGUUUCAAAAUGCCAACACGUGUUUUUAAAUUGUUCCCAAUCACGUCGCAGGCCCCGUAAUGUAUCUAAGAUAUGUAAAUAGGAAUAUUAAUGUGUACAGUUUUGUAUAUGAAUUGUUCAAACUGUUGACAUUGAAUGUCAUUAAAUGGAGUGUGCUCUGAACGCUGACUAACGGAA
Molecule: messenger RNA, 1038 nt
Organism: Gadus macrocephalus (Pacific cod)
Lineage: Eukaryota; Metazoa; Chordata; Actinopteri; Gadiformes; Gadidae
Product: kinesin-like protein KIF16B
Exons: 4
Coding region: 3-467 (154 amino acids)
Molecular function (GO): phosphatidylinositol binding
Source: RefSeq, a predicted model, not a curated record